This is a messenger RNA of Paramecium octaurelia, 737 nucleotides long. NCBI's taxonomy places the organism in Eukaryota, Ciliophora, Oligohymenophorea, Peniculida, Parameciidae. The record is from the annotation of a GenBank genome assembly.
AUGAAAUUGAAAAUGACAAGAAUUUGGGCAAAGAAAUUUGGUCACAUUAAGAAGGUAGUUUUAUGUAGAUAAUUGUAUCUGUGUAAGAGUUUAGAUAUCUAUAUGAAUGCAUUUUACCAUUAUUAUUUAAUGCACUUGGUCAAGAUGAAGGUCAUCAGACAGAUAACCAGGAGACAACAUUGGUCAAUUGGUUUAUAAUGCUUUUUGAGAUCUCGAGCAUUAAUUGAAAGAAUCAUUAGCCAACUUAGAAGCCAAUUAGAUUGCAGCCUAUUAUCAAUUAGCUGAUUGGUUGGCUGAUAUAGAAUCUGAAGUAGCUCAUCUCAAUGAUGAAAUCUAGAGAAAGACUCAAUUAUAAGACAAAUUGGUGGUGGUAUGUAAGACUAGUUAUAAUUGUUUAAUAAUAAGAACAAGCAGCUCUUGCUGUGUAAGCCAAGGCCAACAGUGUGUUGAAGGAUUCUCAAAAUGCUAUUAAUGCAGCAACAGCAUCCUUGUAAGAGUUGAGAGACUUAUAUGAGACUGAGUUGAAUAGAAGAAAUGGUAAGAGAUUGAAAUUGACAUUUAAGAGGAAAAUGCUAUAAUUGAUGAGGUUAUUCAUAUUUUCAAAUAAUAAGUAUUGGAAAUGGCUAAUUAAACUUCUUAUGGAAAGAAAUGAUUAAUAUCGAUAUAUAAAUAUUAAAAUUAGAGAAAAAUAUUAUAAGGCAUUUUACAUUAUCAUUGCAUUAAUUUGGGAUAAUUGA